Solenopsis invicta (red fire ant) is the source of this 1178-nucleotide messenger RNA. Its product is annotated as thioredoxin domain-containing protein 9. The transcript is spliced from 5 exons. The coding region runs from base 411 to 1052 and encodes 213 amino acids. The record is from RefSeq and is a predicted model, not a curated record. Gene Ontology annotation, cellular component: cytoplasm. Lineage: Eukaryota; Metazoa; Arthropoda; Insecta; Hymenoptera; Formicidae. Gene Ontology annotation, biological process: microtubule cytoskeleton organization.
AAAGUCAUCGAAAAAAGAAUUACAAUUUUUGCGAGUGUCUCCACUUCAAUCAACUUCAAUAUACAUACACAAGCUAAAAAAAAGAUAAGAAAGCAAAAUUAAGGAAGAGAAAUAAAAAAGAAAUUCAAGGAAGCUAGCGCGUUGCUUAGUUCGUGAAUACAGAAGCCGACGGAACCUAUUUUAUUUCACAAGAGGUUUGGGUAUUGCGAAGCGUCACGCUUCACAUGGCUGUCCUGGAGCAUGCUCCACGCUUUCUGCAGUGACAUUUCCAUAUAUGGUUAAAAAGUGCCUUGGACUGAUUACGGCGAAUUAAAAGUAAAUUUAUUGCAAUUUAUCGCUAAAUCAAGAAACAAAAUUAUUGCUUUAAGCGUUGGAUAUUAAAGGUUAUCCUUACUUUGUACAUUCAAAAUAUGGAGGCUGCACUUCAACAAAAAGUCGUAGAGGUUACCAAUCAUGUUGAGCAACAAUUGGAUGCAGAAAUAGAGAAGCUGGAGAAUUUGGAUAUCAAUGAUUAUGAGAAGAUACGUGCGCACAGAUUAAAUGAGCUGAAACGGAUGCAAAAACAGAAGCAGGAUUGGCUGGCUUUGGGUCAUGGAGAAUAUGCUGAAUUGUAUGAUGAGAAAGAGUUCUUUGAAGUAUCUAAAAAGUCAGAAAAUAUAGUUUGUUUAUUUUAUAAAGAUGAUUCUCCACGAUGUAAAAUAGUGGAUCAUCAUUUCAAAAUCCUUGCAAAGAAACACAUUGAAGCAAGAUUCUGCAAAUUAAAUGUUGAAAGAUGUCCCUUUUUGACUGAACGAUUACGGAUUAAAAUUAUACCUACAAUUACUUUAAUUGUGAAUGGUAAAACUGUUGGUAAACUUAUUGGUUUUACCGAAUUGGGAAACUGUGAUGAUUUUUCUACAGAGACGUUGCAAUGUCGUCUAGCACAGUCUGGCGUGAUUAAUUAUGACGAUGAUCUACAAUCUUCAGAAACUAGCAAGAAGUUAUCUAUACUUAAACCCUCGAAACCUAAGACCAUCAAGGGACGCAGCUCAGAUGAUUCUGAUGAUGACUGAAGCUGUAUCCUAAUACAAAAAUUUAUGUAUAUUUAUUUGCACUUUUCUCAUGUAUUAAAUUCAAACACUUCUCGUCUUUGCUAUGAGCUUUUUUAUAAUAAAGUUAACAAAUUCUAUAUUUUAUUA